AUGGAGUUAUAUCGUCGCUUCCGAUGCCUCACGCCCGACAUAUCGGACGGCGACAUGCGCGCCGUCGCCGUCGCGCUCCGGCGCGUGCAGCGCAUCGCGCUGCUGCUCGAGAGACCCGUGCCCCUCGAGUCUCCGCCUACUCUGCGCUCGCUGGUCCACUUCGCGACGCUUUGCCCGCAACUCGUGGAUCUCAACUCCGCCAUCCCGAGCGCGCUCCCCGGCGAGGGGCCCGUGCAGUGCGACGCCCUGCGGAUACUGCAUCUGGGGGACUCUAGUCCGGCGACGGAACCAAAACGGCUUGCCGCGUGUUUACACCGCCUGUUCCCGCACCUGGAUGUUGCUGCACGAGAUAGGCCUCCUACAACGGGACCCGGAGGCUCGGAAAAACGAGUAGCAGACGGCAACGAAACCCGAGACACAAGCUGCCGCAUAUCCUCUGGACAUGUGCAUCGUUGGGACUCCUCCACCACUGUGCCCAUGGACUACAUCUACAGCAACGCCACUCUAGAUCAUGCUGCUACCUCGUACCCUCCACCCUCCGAGUCUAGUCCAGAGACAAGUAGUGCCUGUCAUCGCGCUCUGCGGUGCACCGAAAUCUUGGAUCAAGUCUUGCAGGAAUUCUACUCAUGGACGCUUCCCGAGAGGUAUCGCGCAUCCCACCAUGUUGCGCUUGUGUGUCAUGCGUUCUUUCACUCCGCGGCCGCGGUAACAUGGCACGACAUUCCUAGCCUGGAACCUCUCUACUCCCUCCUUGUGGCUGGAGCCAUACAACCCGGCGAUACUGUCAGUUUCAAUCCCCCGCAGGCAGCAUGGACGCGCUUCCUUCGCUAUACAUCCCUCAUCCGUAUAGUGCGCAAACUGGAACUCCGGGAACUUGAUAGCGACCGUUUUCGCGUCUUGGUCAAAUGCAAUGGUGGACGCACAAUCCUGCCGUCUGUUCCUAUUAACAUCGACAUCCCUCUCUCCGACCUUUUCAGGCUCAGCGGCGCCGUAGCGGAGGCAUUCCCAUCCCUGGAAAGGGCUACUCUUCCCCUCUCCGCCCUCCUACAAUCACGCAAGACUAUACCAGUUUUCAUCGCCGGCCUCGUCGCAUUGCCGCGAUUGAAGACUCUCGAGCUGACUGUCUCCGAGAUCUUGAAUUCCUUUCAACUCGAAGCGACCUUGGUAGAUAGGCUCAUCUGCGCGCUUCCUCGGCUCGAACAUUUGCAUAUCGGAAAUCCCUCAGUCCACAGUAUCCCACUCCGACUGGAUCCAUGGCGAGGAGCCACCGCAUACCCCCUGGCGCCGAGGCUUCGCCAUCUCGUCUACUCCGGCACAUGGGACGCAGUCGCCAGUUUGCCCUCUGCGUUGACGUGCCCUUGUCUGGAGGAGCUGCGCUUCUCGAUGAGACAGCGCUUCUCGCCUGACCACGCCCAAGACUGCGUGACAGUGCUCUCCGGGUGCGUGCGGGACAUCGCAGAAGCGCGUUUCGCCCCGCAUCUGCGCACGCUGAGCGUAAACGCGCGGUACAGCGUGUCUGGCGGUAUCGAGAGCUCGGUACUCCCGCCUAUGGCAGACCUGCUCGGCCCCCUCUUUGCGCUGGAGCGCUUGGAAACGCUGUGCUUCAAGCUGCACGGCCGGCCAUUCCCCUCCCUACCUGCGGAGUACUCCGCGGACGACGACAUGCACGCCGUGGCGGCGGGUCUCCCCCGUAUACACUACCUGGAGCUGCGACACCACCGUCACGUAUCGGGCCCGCUUUCUUUCGCGACGCUGCACUCGCUGGUCCAUUUUGCGACGCUCUGUCCGCACCUGGUCAGCCUGGAUUUGGCUGUCCUCACGGAUGGCGACAUUCCCUCGUAUACGCUGCCUAAGCCCCGGCACCCUGGGGACAGCACCGUGCGGCGGCUGGUGCUGGCUCCCGGCGUGGCGGCUGAAGUCGGGCGAUGUCUCUCCCUGAGCGAAGCGCAUUCGCUGGCCGCGUUUCUGCACCAUCUCUUUCCCAGAUUGGAUAUCCCGGAGUGUUCCUUUAGGAACUUCUAUGAGGAUGGCGUGGUGCGAGACAGAUUAGAGGCAAUUUUGAUAUUUCCACCCGACCAGGAGAGGUACUCGCGCGUGCUCGUAACUGGGCGCGAGCUUUGA
This is a messenger RNA of Trametes versicolor FP-101664 SS1, 2121 nucleotides long. RefSeq lists its product as uncharacterized. The coding region runs from base 1 to 2121 and encodes 706 amino acids. NCBI's taxonomy places the organism in Eukaryota, Fungi, Basidiomycota, Agaricomycetes, Polyporales, Polyporaceae. The record is from RefSeq and is a predicted model, not a curated record. The transcript has 7 exons.